Messenger RNA from Oncorhynchus kisutch (coho salmon), 4643 nucleotides. Its product is annotated as tetratricopeptide repeat protein 9A. The coding region runs from base 1472 to 2215 and encodes 247 amino acids. NCBI's taxonomy places the organism in Eukaryota, Metazoa, Chordata, Actinopteri, Salmoniformes, Salmonidae. Gene Ontology annotation, biological process: protein folding; negative regulation of apoptotic process. Gene Ontology annotation, cellular component: endomembrane system; cytosol; mitochondrial envelope. Gene Ontology annotation, molecular function: protein binding; protein folding chaperone. The record is from RefSeq and is a predicted model, not a curated record. The transcript has 4 exons.
AUAGUCCAGUACGUUGCCAGGGUUGAGGAUGGGCACCCAGCCACUAUCAACCCACGAUAUCCCCAGGAGGUUGUUGUCUAGAAGGAGCAGCAGCCAGGUGGGCGACACACAUCUCUGCUUGCCUGGCAGAUAUCCCAGCUUGGAUGUCGACCCACCACCUCAAGCUCAACCUCGACAAGACAGAGCUGCUCUCCCUCCCGGGGAAGGCCUGCCUGCUCAAAGUCCUCAUGUCACCCCGCUCCUCUACACACUCCACCUGCGUUCUGUCGAAUCUCACAUCCACUACAAGACCAUGGUGCUUACCUAAUGAACAGCAAGAGGAACUGCCCCUCCUUACCGAAAGCACCUGAAACCCUACCUCUUCAAAGAGUAUCUUAAAUAAUCCCUCCCCUUCUAGCUCUGACUUUGUUGAUAACUACUUCAUUGAGUAAAAGUGUACUUGUUAUGUCUUUGAUAUGUGGUUGUCCCACCUAGCUAUCUUAAAAUGAAUGCACUAACUGUAAAUCCCUCUGGUUAAUAUUGUCUGAUAAAUGUGUACAUCGUCAAUGUAAAAUGAGGUAGGCUACAGAGAGGGGUAUGCAGACAUAAUCUCUCAGGCUGUCACCUACUGACGGGUCGAGUUCAGGCCCUCUCAGGCCCUUUAUCACUCAGGCCCCCCUAGCAGUAUAGUUAUGGGCCACCAUCAUCAUCAUCACCACCAUCACCACUGUUGCAGAGGUUCCCAAUUACAUUCAACCCUGGGACGAUUUUUCCUUGGGCGGAUGGUAUCAGGGGGACCGGAACAGAGUUAUAAAUAAUGUGUACAUUGCAAAUUGACUGCAAUAAUCCCAAACAGAUAAAGUAUUUGACAAAAACAGAACAGAAUUUCAAACCUUUCUUACAGUGAGAUACGAUCACAUAUGCCUGUCUAUUUAUUCGUGGGAAUAGGCCUACUUGGGAACAGAUUCAAAUCACCUUGAGUCGAUUUCCUGGUGAUUUUACAGUAUUUUAUGUCCAACAACGAAAUGUAAAGAUUUAUGUAUUGAUUUUUGCUCAGAAAAUAAAACCCUCGGGCCGCCUGCAAGGGAACAAUGCUCUAUUCAGGCUACAAGCUCUGAAGCGAGAUGUUCCCGCAUCAGGCUGCGUGCACAUCAGCCUGUCGAAAGAAACUCAUGCAGAGAUUCUAUAAUUCUGAUGAUAUGAAGAGAGAGGGUCUGAUGCACGCACUGUCACCGAAGACUGGAAAAUAAAAUAUAUAUCGGGCGAGCGAGCGAGGGUCCAGGCGUGCGUGCACCGGUCUUGCCUAACGCAAGGCUAGGUUGCGACACAAUAAAAUAGCUGGGGGAUGCACGGAGACAGCACGAAUACAGCGGUAGCAUGACGCGGGACUGAAUCGAUAUAUUUCCCCUAGAAAAACCAGUCAAGACAUUGGGUCGGCUAUCAUUUGAGUGUAAAGGUCGUCGAAUAGCCUAGGUAAUUUAUUAUCGAGAAGAUGAGUGUAAACCAGACUGGGUAUGAUGAUAUUUCUAGAGUGGAUGGUGGAACUGUGACGGGCGGCCUCAACGUCAGUGGUGCCCCGAAGCUGCAACAGUGUGCUCAGCCUCCCGCUAAUCGACCCAGGGAUGCCCGGCACCAGCAACAUAGCAGCCGGCAGCACCAGCACGGCGGUGUACCUGUCAAACCGCCUUAUUCCGGACGGUCCGAACCCGCGGACGUUGUGAAGCGCGCCAUCGACUUCAAGACGCAAGGCACACAGUGUUACAAGGAUAAGAAGUACCGGGAGGCGAUUGGCAAGUACCACCGUGCUUUAUUAGAGAUAAAGGGGUUGUGCCGGGUGCUGGGAGACCCUGAUGCCAGCUCUAAGUCUCCUUCCUCGGUGCUGCCUACCAUGACCAAGCCAGACAGCCUGACAGACGAGCAGAAAGGUGCCAUGGAGAUCGCUGAGCUGGAGUGUUACAACAGUCUGGCAGCGUGCCUGUUGCAGAUGGAGCUGGUCAACUAUGAGCGUGUGAAGGAGUAUUGUCUGAAGGUGUUGCGUAAGGAAGGGGACCACUUCAAGGCUUUGUACCGCUCUGGAGUGGCCUACUAUCACCUAGGAGACUUCCACAAGGCCCUUCACUACCUCAAGGAGUCCCACAAACAGCAGCCAGCAGACACCAAUGUUCUCCGUUACAUCCAGCUGACUGAGAUGAAGAUCCGUCGUUCUGCCCAGAGGGAGAAGAAAGAAACCACAUAAACAACCAACUAAAUCACUUUCUCUUUCAAUAACUCACUUCACGUAAAAUGUGCGCUUUCUUCAUGUGCCACUCUGACCUAGUACACCACGAGUCUUGGGCCGAGAUUCAAUCCGAAACCGCGCGUGAAAUUUUUUGGGGUAAUUUCCAAUUGAGCCGACAUCUGCAGUGCUCACCUUGAAUGCAAUAUCUGUAAAUGUGGUAACAUGACCUUUUAAAAGCUGCAUUGUACAAGCGUUCUUGGAUUGAAUCCCGACCUUGGUGUUUUAAAGGAUAUUUACAGAUAUGCUUUAGCCUUGCACAGCCACUUUUAUCCAUCUUCUUAUUCUUCCUGACAAUUAUGUGAUUCAUACCAAUGGGCGUAUUUUACUACUAUACACAAAAUAUGUCAUAUAGAGAUACAGUUCAUACAACUGAAAUGGCGCAGCUGCCGUUCGGUGAGGUGAUGGUCAACAUCUCCAAAGUUUAUGUCUAUGACUAAGUUGGUCAACACUGAGUCAGAUGGAUAAUGCGCAUCACUGCCAGUCCAAAACAUUGCACAAAGUGUAAAUAAGGCCAACAACACUUCUGAUGGUGACAGAGUAACAGAAAACACUGAAUGAAGCAUUUGGCUGUAAGUGACUGUACUGUGACUGGAUAAGUUAGGCUAGCACCUGCCCUCCCUCCUGCACACAAGAUGUGUUUCUAACACCUGGGGCCCUGUUUAUACCUGGUUCUACCAUGUGUUCUACCCCGUUUAUACCUAGUUCUACCAUGUGUUCAGAUCUUGUCGACAUUCCGAUGUUGCCCACAUUUUUAGACAGGUGUAGACAAUUAAAAUACCAUUGUUAUUGUGAUUAGAUCUUCUCCGGAGGUAGUCCGGAUCGUGUCUACACUUGACACUUACAUGCGACUUCUGCUAUCAGAAUACGAAGCUCGGAUUUACAAGACGGGUCUAGACGCACAAAAGUGGCUUUGUGGUGUGAUUGUGUUCAGAUCAGACUGACCACUUCAGGAUGGUGUUCAGAUCAGACUGACCCAUUCAGGGGAUUUCUCCAGAAAACAUGCGUUUUGGGACCAAGAGGUUUUCCUUUUCAUUAUAACUUCGGAGGAAAUUAGUUUUUAGCGUGUGAGGAACGUGUUUGCUGUCUUCAUAAAUGCCAGCUAGCUACUAAUAUAUAUAUAUAUAUAUUUUUUUUUGGGGGGGGGGGGGGGGGGGGCUAGAGUCAUACGAACCCUUUUGCAAUCCCUUUUAGCGUUGCUUGCGAGAUUCCUGGCUAGCUACAGAGGUUAGCGGGCUAGUUAGCUACUGACAUCAGUUGUUAUGUUGUUAUCAUAUUUAUGCCUAUUCCACCGUUUGGAGAAUUUGAAUAUGGCGCAGGAAAGGGGAAUCUGGACACACUAUGGACACGGUAGACACAUUUAAAUGUAGAGGUGUAGACGCAUGACGCUUUCGGAAUUCCGUGAUCAGAACUCCGUGAUCAGAAUAAUAAAGCUGCAUGAACUGUCAAGUUUAGAGAUGGCCUCGGACAGGCUUGGUGUCCGGAUAUCUUACAAAUGUAUAGGACCUGGAUUUUUUUUAAAUAAUUAGUUUGUUUUUUAAUUUUGACCUCUUUUUCUCCGACAAUUGGUAGUUACAGUCUUUUCCCAUCGCUGCUACUCCUGUACGGACUCGGGAGAGGCGAAGGUCGAGAGCAGUGCGUCCUCUGAAACACAACCCACAACCCCAAGCCACACUGCUUCUUGACACACUGCCCACUUAACCCGGAAGCCAGCCGCACCAAUGUGUCAGAGCAAACACCGUACACCUGGUGACCGUGUCAGUGUGCACUGCGCCCGGCCUGCCACAGGACUCGCUAGUGCGCGAUGGGACAAGGACAACGCUGGGCCAAUUGUGCACCUACCCGGGUCUGUAGUGUCACCUUAGACCACUGUGCCACUCGGGAACCCCGAGGUAUAAACGAGGCUAAGGAAUCACUUUUCCCCCAACCUCGCACUGUUAGAAACCGAGCUAACACUUGUUUUAGUUUUUAUAUUUAUAGAUUAUUUAGAUUUUAACGUCUUUGGCAAGUCACGUUAAUACACGGGUAUUGCCGUUACCUAUAAUAGAUAUAUAAAGACUAUAUUUAUAGAUUGAAUUUAACCGUGUUUACGUUGUAUGGGCACAUAUUUGCUCAAUGUCAUAACACUUAAAAAAAAAACAUGUCACAAAAUGUGAUAAAAGGCUUACUUUAUAAAAGACAAUGCUUUCUGUAUUUGUUUGAAUUGAAUAAUAGUAAAGCUAAUUGUGCUUUUGUUGUGUUUUUGUUGUUACAAGAGUAUCUUUAAGAAAACACCAACUGUUACUUUAUGAAGGACUUAUAUUCUCGAUUACAGUCAUUGUUUUUGUUUUUCACAUGCUUUAGUACCACCAAUUAGGCUCUAAAACUAUUAAAAGCACAUGCCAACCAA